Molecule: messenger RNA, 2860 nt
Organism: Impatiens glandulifera
Lineage: Eukaryota; Viridiplantae; Streptophyta; Magnoliopsida; Ericales; Balsaminaceae
Product: NF-X1-type zinc finger protein NFXL2
Exons: 13
Coding region: 98-2686 (862 amino acids)
Biological process (GO): regulation of DNA-templated transcription
Cellular component (GO): nucleus
Molecular function (GO): RNA polymerase II transcription regulatory region sequence-specific DNA binding; zinc ion binding; DNA-binding transcription factor activity, RNA polymerase II-specific
Source: RefSeq, a predicted model, not a curated record
CUAAAGUAAACAUUUUCACUACUAGACCCUAAAAACUAAACCUAUAUAUGGUUGAACGAGAUUCCACUAAACCACAAUCAGCACACCUUCAGCAGAAAUGACAUCGACGGCAGUAUAUUCCGGCAGCGACUCCGAUGAUAGUCCAACAUCUGCCAAACUCGGAGCCCAUCACCAACAUGAUCUUUCCGACUCCAUUUUCCGAUCAUACAUCGAGAUAAACGGUUGUUCUUCUUCUGAUCUAUCAAAGAUCCAAUCUUUCCUCCUCUCCUCUCGCUCGGGCGCCUUAUCAUGCCUCAUCUGUCUCGAAAAGAUCCGUCCUUCCGAUCCAACUUGGUCUUGCUUCUCCGGAUGCUUUGCUGUCUUCCACCUUCUCUGUAUCCAGAGCUGGGCACGUCAGUCUUCCGACCUCGCCGCGACCCGCGCUGCUACGCGCCUGCCCAUUUCGAGUGCCAAGGCGGCUGAAGAAGCACUCUGGAAUUGCCCCAAAUGCAGGAUCAAUUACUCGAAAGCUCAAACUCCGAAGAAUUACUAUUGUUUCUGUGGGAAGUUAGCCGAUCCACCAAGCGAUCCAUGGAUUUUACCUCACUCAUGCGGUGAGAUUUGUGAUCGGUCAUUGAAGUAUAAUUGUGGCCACUAUUGCUUGCUUCUGUGUCAUCCUGGACCAUGUCCAUCUUGCCCUAAGCUGGUGAAAGGUAGUUGCUUCUGCGGCGGCGUGGAAGAUGUUCGGCGAUGUGGGUUUAAGAACUUUUCAUGUAAUGACGUCUGUUCGAGAUUACUGGAUUGUCAGAGUCAUACCUGUGAAGAAAUUUGUCAUGAAGGACAAUGUCCUCCUUGUCGGGCUCGAGGAGCUUAUAGAUGCGAAUGUGGUAAGGUUGAAGAGGAGAAAGAUUGUUGUGAUCGUGACUUCCGUUGUGAGAUUCCAUGUAAGAAGAGUCUGGUUUGUGGGAAGCAUGUCUGCGACAGGGGAUGCCAUAGGGAAGAAUGUGGAGAGUGUCCUCUUCAGGGGAAACGGACUUGCCCAUGUGGGAAGAAAGUGUACGAAGGGAUGGCUUGUGAUAUUCCUGCUCCAUUGUGUGGUUCAACUUGUAAUAAGUUAUUGAGUUGCGGUUACCACAGAUGCUCAGAACGCUGCCAUAGGGGAGUAUGCAUUGAGACCUGCAGGGUUGUUGUCAUGAAGUCAUGCAGGUGUGGUAGUUUAAAGAAAGAGGUUCCGUGUUAUCAAGAUUUGGCUUGCGAGAGAAAAUGCCAACGAUUGCGAGACUGUGGGCGUCAUGCUUGUAAGAAACGCUGCUGUGAUGGAGAUUGUCCCCCUUGUUCAGAGCAUUGUGAUCGAAGGCUGCGGUGCAGAAACCACAAAUGUCCUGCUCCAUGCCACAGAGGUGCUUGUGCCCCAUGCCCUGUGAUGGUGAGUAUUUCCUGUGCAUGCGGGGAGACACAUUUUGAGGUUCCUUGUGGUACUGAAAUGGAUCAGAAGCCUCCUAGGUGUCCUAAACCCUGCCCUAUAGCUCCUUUGUGUAAUCAUGGAUCAAUUAUCAAGCCACACAGAUGUCAUUAUGGAGCUUGUACUCAGUGCAGGCUGAUAUGUGGUGAAGGGUACCCGUGUGGGCACAAGUGCCAAUUAAGGUGCCAUGGGCCAAAACCUCCUCCUAAACCAGAAUUUACCCUGAAGCCCACCAAGAAAAAGAAAUCAAAUCAGCCAAUUGAGGGUACACCAGGCUCAGUUUGUCCUCCUUGCCCUGAAUUGGUGUGGAGGCCAUGUGUUGGUGAACAUUUUGGAGAAGAAAGAAUGAUGAUUUGCUCUAACAAGUCUGAUUAUGCUUGUAACAAUUUAUGCGGGAAUCUACUUGGUUGUGAAAAUCAUUAUUGUACCAAAACUUGUCAUGCUCUUAGGAGUUCAACUAAGGGUCAGCAAGAUAGAGGCGAGCCCUGUGAAAAAUGUUUUCUUUCUUGUCAAAAGGAGAGGCAACCUUCAUGUACACAUCCUUGUCCGAGUACUUGUCACCCUGGUGAAUGUCCCUCCUGCAAGGCCCUGGUAAAAAGGUCUUGUCACUGUGGCUCUAUGGUCCAUGUCUUUGAGUGCAUGUAUUACAAUAGCAGAUCUGAAGAAGAGCAAAUAAAUAUUCGUUCAUGUGGGGGACCAUGUCAUAGAAAAUUACCCAAUUGCACACAUCUUUGCCCAGAGACAUGCCAUCCUGGUAAAUGCCCACUACCUGAGAAGUGCUCCAAGAAGGUCACUGUUCGAUGUGGGUGCCAAACAUUGAAAAAGGAAUGGCUUUGUCAAGAACUUCAAGAGGCAUACCUUACAUCUGGUCGUGAGCCUAAGGAUAUUCCUAAAACCCAAUUUGGUUUAGGAUUGCUUCCUUGCGGAUCAGGUUGCAAGAGUAAAGUAAAAGUUAUGGAUCAGGAAUUACAGCAUCGGAAACCUACAGUUCUAGAGAACAAGGAGACAGAUGCUGAGAAUAACCAACCGAAGCGAAGGAAAAAACGUAACCAAGCAAAAGAAACUAAGCAAAUUUCAAAAUUUCAGAAAUAUAGCGCCAUCGUUGGAAGAGUGCUUCUAUUUGGUACCCUUAUCGUAUUGUUUAUUGUGGCGGCUUAUUACGGUUAUAAAGGUCUUUUUUGGAUAUCUGAUCGAAUGAAUGAAGUUGAAACACAAAGACAAAGAAGAAAAUACCCAAGAAAUUGAAGUGGAAUUUGGUUAGUUAAAUUUCUAUUUCUUCAUUAAAGUUGUUAAAUUUUUGGCUAUAAAAGAACCUUAUUUCUUCUCCAUUGAUACUAAAAAUACUCUUCUUUUAAAGGAUUUUCAUGUAAUUGAAUGUUUGUGGAUUUUUUUAAUAAGAUUUUGAACUGAGCAACACUA